UUAAGGGAGAAGUGAUUCCAACCGCGAGGAAGGAAGCCAGGAGAAAAGACAGGAAUUCAAUCGAUUUCUCAUCAGGUAAAAACUGGAAUGCUGGAUCGCUAUCGACGACCUUGUUAUUAACUAAUCUACUUUAUUUACACUCGCAAAGUUCCAUCCGGUCCCUUUCGGGAUGUGUGAGGCAGUCCAGUAUUUGAGCAAACGCAAUCUCUGGAAGAUCGCAUCAGUGUGGAUCGAAGGGAGUCAGUUAGUUAGUUAGUUCGUUCGUUAGCCAUGGAACUCGAUCUUCCGGGCUUCAGAUUCCAUCCCACAGAAGAGGAGCUGCUGGACUUCUACUUGAAGGGCGUGGUGCAGGGCAAGAAGCUCCAGCUCGAGAUCAUCACCACCAUUCAUCUCUAUCGCUACGAUCCUUGGGAUCUCCCUGGGUUGGCCAAGAUAGGGGAGAAGGAAUGGUACUUCUACGUGCCGAGAGACCGGAAGCAGGCGAACGGCGGCGGGCGGCCGAGCAGGACGACGGAGAGGGGGUUUUGGAAGGCGACCGGGAGUGAUCGGCCGGUCCGCAGCGCCGCCGACCCGAAGCGGCUCAUCGGACUCAAGAAGACGCUGGUCUACUACGAGGGUCGGGCGCCGCGCGGCACCAAGACUGACUGGGUCAUGAACGAGUACCGCCUCCCCGAUCCCCCAACGGCCAACAACUCCGUCAAUCCGCCUCCGCCGCCCAAGGAGGGCAUAGUUUUGUGCAAGAUAUAUAGGAAGGCGACGUCGAUGAAGGAGCUGGAGCAGCGGGCGGCGGCGAUGGAGGUGGCGGCGCCGACGGUGUCGCCGUCGCACAAUUGCGAGUCGGUGACCGAGUCCUGGCCGGAUUGGUCGAUCGACGAGAGCUUCCAGCUGAAGUCUUUGGAGUUCCUUGAAGACGUGAUCGUGCUGGGGAACAGAGAGGCGGCGGCGGCGGCGGCGGCGCUGGUGGACGAAGAGGAGGAAGUGGUAGUGGACACUUCCGCCACGGCGGUGAGCCGGAAGCCGAGUCUGCCGGAGCUGGAGGUGCCGAAGCCCAACGGACUGGAGUGGCUGCAGGACCCGUUCUUGACUCAGUUGAGGAGUCCAUGGAUGGUGGAGCUCUGCUCUCCUUCCUACGCCACCAUACUCAAUUUCUGAGCUCGACGAACUCGAAGCACGAACAGAAAUGCACAGAACAAUAAAAAAAAAAAAUCAGGUGAACUGCUGAUUUCUUCUAACAAAAAAAAAAAAAAGGGAAAGAAAGAAAGAUCUGGACAAAGUAAAAAAAAAAAAAAAUUAAAAAAACAGUCGAGGAAAACUUUGGAUGAAAGAGACGUUUAUUCUUGUCGGAGUAUGAAGACAGUGCAAUCCGAGCUGUAAAAUUAAAUAUUGUCAUAUGAAUGAUUUUCUCUACAACUCCAUGCUGUAAAGAUAUGCUUUUAUUUUUGGAAUAAACCAAACUGUAUAGCA
Molecule: messenger RNA, 1464 nt
Organism: Zingiber officinale
Lineage: Eukaryota; Viridiplantae; Streptophyta; Magnoliopsida; Zingiberales; Zingiberaceae
Product: NAC domain-containing protein 22-like
Exons: 3
Coding region: 271-1152 (293 amino acids)
Biological process (GO): regulation of DNA-templated transcription
Molecular function (GO): DNA binding
Source: RefSeq, a predicted model, not a curated record